Messenger RNA from Rattus rattus (black rat), 3020 nucleotides. Its product is annotated as centrosomal protein of 290 kDa-like. Gene Ontology annotation, biological process: kidney development; camera-type eye development. Lineage: Eukaryota; Metazoa; Chordata; Mammalia; Rodentia; Muridae. The coding region runs from base 1 to 2412 and encodes 803 amino acids. The record is from RefSeq and is a predicted model, not a curated record. The transcript has 19 exons.
AUGGAGCUGGAGAAGAAGCUGGGCGGAAAUCAGGGUACUGGCUGUUUCCCUGACCUCAGGUUCCUGUUGCCAGAUUCAGGCCUGCCCGGCAGGACAGCCCGCAAAACCCAUUGCCAUGGCAACGAAGAUUUGGAUCUGUAUGGCUCUGGAGGUUUCGGCAGUGUCUUGGGCGCAGUGGACCUGCUGCUCCAGUGCCCUCAUGCACUUAGCCGAGCCCUGUUGGAACUUCGGUCAGAAAUGACAGCAGCAGCUGAAGAACGUAUAAUUGCUGUAACUUCUCAAAAAGAGGCAAAUCUCAAUGUUCAGCGAGUUGUUGAGCGGCAUACUAAAGAACUAAAGUCACAAAUUGAAGAUUUAAAUGAAAAUCUUUUGAAAUUAAAAGAAGCUCUUAAAACAAGUAAAAACAAAGAAAAUUCACUAGCUGAUGACUUAAAUGAUUUAAAUAAUGAACUGCAAAAAAAGCAAAAAGCUUAUAAUAAAAUCCUUAGAGAGAAAGAUGGAAUUGAUCAAGAAAAUGAUGAACUGAGACGACAGAUUAAAAGACUGUCCAGUGGGCUACAGAGCAAAACUCUGAUAGAUAAUAAGCAAAGUUUAAUAGAUGAACUUCAGAAGAAAGUUAAAAAACUUGAAAGCCAACUGGAAAGAAAGGUGGAUGACGUAGACAUAAAGCCUAUAAAGGAAAAGAGUGGUAAAGAAGAAUUAAUUAGGUGGGAAGAAGGUAAGAAAUGGCAAACCAAAAUAGAGGGAAUGCGCAACAAAUUAAAGGAGAAAGAAGGAGAGGUCCACAGCCUGACAAAGCAGCUGAGCACCUUAAAGGAACUUUUUGCCAAAGCUGAUAAAGAGAAGCUUACUUUGCAGAAGAAACUGAAAACAACAGGAAUGACUGUUGACCAGGUCUUAGGAGUGCGAGCUUUGGAGUCGGAAAAGGAGUUGGAAGAGCUAAAAAGGAGAAAUCUGGACUUAGAAAACGACAUAGUAUAUAUGAGGACCCACCAGGCUCUUCCACGAGAUUCUGUUGUGGAAGACUUACUCUUACAAAAUAGAUACCUUCAAGAAAAACUUCAUACUUUAGAAAAUAAACUUUCCAAGGAUGCAUAUUCUCAGUCUUUGACUUCAGAAAUAGAAUCAGAUGAUCAUUGUCAAAAAGAACAAGAACUUCAGAGGGAAAAUUUGAAAUUGUCAUCUGAAAAUAUUGAACUGAAAUUUCAACUGGAACAAGCAAAUAAAGACUUGCCGAGACUAAAGAAUCAAGUAAGAGAUUUGAAGGAAAUGUGUGAAUUUCUUAAGAAAGGGAAAAUGGAACUUGAACGGAAGCUUGGUCAGGUCAGAGGGUCUGGUAGAAGUGGGAAGACAAUCCCAGAGCUAGAAAAAACUAUUGGGUUAAUGAAGAAAGUUGUUGAAAAAGUCCAAAGAGAAAACGAUCAAUUGAAAAAGGCAUCAGGACUACUGACUAGUGAAAAAAUGGCUACUCUUGAGGAAGAAAAUGAAAAAUUAAAGGCUGAAUUAGAAAAGCUGAAAGCUCACUUUGGACGUCAGUUGAGCAUGCAGUUUGAAUCUAAGAGCAAAGGUACUGAGAGAAUUAUGGCCGAAAAUGAGCGGCUUCGGAAAGAACUUAAGAAAGAAAUGCAAGCUUCUGAGAAACUGCGCAUAGCUAAGAACAACUUAGAGCUGGUGAAUGACAAGAUGGCAGGUCAACUAGAAGAGACUGGGAAGAGAUUACACUUUGCAGAAAGUAGAGGUCCACAGCUGGAAGGUGCUGACAGCAAGAGCUGGAAGUCAAUUGUGGUUUCAAGAAUGUAUGACACCAAGAUAAAAGACCUCGAAAGUGACAUUGCCAAAAAGAACCAAAGUAUCACCGACCUUAAACAGCUUGUAAGAGAAGCAACAGAGAGAGAACAGAAAGCCAAGAAAUACACUGAAGACCUUGAACAACAGAUUGAGAUCCUCAAAAAUGUUCCUGAAGGAGCUGAAACAGAGCAAGAGCUUAUACAGCAGCUCCAGCUUCUUAGACUAGCCAAUAACCAGCUGGAUAAAGAAAAAGCAGAGCUAAUCUAUCAGAUAGAAGUUAUCAAGGACCAAACUGGAGCCGAAAGUAGCACACCUGAUUCUGAUCAACUGAAGAAAAAGAUAAAUGACCUGGAGACACACCUCAGAAAGUCAGAGCCAGAAAAGCAACAUAUGAAGGAGGAAAUUAAAAAGCUGAAAAAAGAACUGGAAAAUUUUGACCCUUCAUUCUUUGAAGAAAUUGAAGACCUGAAGUACAAUUAUAAGGAAGAAGUGAAGAAAAAUAUUCUCUUAGAAGAGAAGUUAAACAAACUUUCUGAACAAUUUGGAUUUGAAUUGCCUCGCCCACUUGCUGCUUCUGAACAGCAGGAAGACGGAGAAAGUCCUAAUGGCGUCCCGAUUUAUUAAUGGCCUCAUUUAACUGUAGAUUUAAACUACUGAUGACAUAGAAGUUUCAGCUGGAAAUCAGUCUCUGACCUACAGAAUUUACCUCUCAAAAUACUGUAUUAUUUUGCUUAAAAAUAAAAUCAUAUUUAGUUUUAACUUGUUAGAAAAGUAUAUUUUUGAAGACUUCAAUAAUUUAUGACUAUAUAGUAUAUAAUGAGCUAUGACAAAAAUUUAUGACUAUAUAGUAUAUAAUGAGCUAUGAUAAAUAUUUCCUAUUUUCAUAAUAUUUUAAAUUCUCUAAAAGCAUAAAGGUAAGCUUAUAAUGAUCUUACUAUUUAAAAUUGAUUAUUUUAUACUUAUUUUUGUGUUAAGAUAUUCAAACCUAAUGAUGAUUUCUAUAAAUACAUAGAAACAUGUUUAGAAGUUGACAUGUGUUUUGCCAAGCAGCUAGCAAAAAUAAAUUGACCUGUGUAAACAUGGCAAACCUGUCCAAUAUUAAAAAAAAAAUCACAAUAGUCCCAACUAUUAUUUCUAUUUUAUAUAUCAAGGGUUAUAUCUUUGAGCCUAUCAAAUUUCUGCUUAUCUAUUUUUGAAAACUUAUUAAACAAAGACUGGUGAUCAAAAGCACA